AUGCCUCCCAGGUUUGAUCCUAGCGUUUACACUGUGGGCUGGGUCUGCGCUACCAAAGACGAGGUCACUGCUUCUCGAGCCUUCCUUGAUGAGGAACAUGAACAGCCGCCUAGACGGCAGAAUGAUAACAAUGUUUAUAUCGUUGGCCGAAUGGGGGAACACAAAGUGGUCAUCGCGUUUCCGGGAGCGGGCUCGUAUGGUGCAGAUGCCAUUGCCCAUACUGUGGCUAACAUGGUUCGAACAUUUCGGAAUAUCCGAUUCGGUAUGAUGGUCGGGAUAGGCGGAGCGGCGCCUUCACCACCGGAUCCUAAGGACCCAUUAAAUGACAUUAGGUUGGGAGAUGUUGUUGUUACUUCUCACAAUAAUCAAGGCGGAGUAUUGCAGUACGACAAGGGCCGCUGGAAGGAUAAUGGGUUCGAAAUCAGAUCGCACAUGAAUAAACCUCCAAAGCUUCUACUAGCUGCGAUGAAGCUGCUGCAGUCUGAUCAUGACAUUGGCCGGGGAAAGAUGACAGCCUUCAUUGAUGACAUUAGACACAAGUCCAGCCAAUUACUAUCAUGGGGUUUUCGCUUCCCAGGCCGCGAGCUCGAUCGACUAUACAAGCCAGAUCUCCCGCAUAGUGAGGAAACGGAUUAUAGGGACUAUGGGCUUCAAGGGCUGGAAAAGCGCCUUGAUCGUGAAACAGAUGAACCUGUCGUUCACUAUGGUAUUAUCGCCUCGGCCAAUGCUAUGAUGAGGUCUGUCGUGUACCGAAAUUAUCUGAGAGAUGCCUGGGGUGUGUGC
This is a messenger RNA of Aspergillus costaricaensis CBS 115574, 783 nucleotides long. RefSeq lists its product as uncharacterized. The annotation marks the transcript as partial. The transcript has 2 exons. Lineage: Eukaryota; Fungi; Ascomycota; Eurotiomycetes; Eurotiales; Aspergillaceae. The record is from RefSeq and is a predicted model, not a curated record. Gene Ontology annotation, biological process: nucleoside metabolic process. Gene Ontology annotation, molecular function: catalytic activity.